Haliotis rubra (blacklip abalone) is the source of this 1358-nucleotide messenger RNA. Its product is annotated as putative nuclease HARBI1. The transcript has 4 exons. The coding region runs from base 181 to 1206 and encodes 341 amino acids. The record is from RefSeq and is a predicted model, not a curated record. Lineage: Eukaryota; Metazoa; Mollusca; Gastropoda; Lepetellida; Haliotidae.
GAUUUCUCGAAACAAACUUAAGUCUGUUUUCUGACUUAAGUUUGAGUUUUUACUCAAAUUUGAGAAAACUCAGCAAAAUGCAUUUCUCAAACAAAACUGAGUUUGUUUUUCGACUCAACUUGAGUUAAAAACUCAAAAUAUUUGAGUCUGCUAGGUAGGUAACUUAAGUCAUUAUUUGAGAUGAAAAUGGCGUAUAGGAGAAGGCAACAACGCCGUCGGAGAAACAAGUCUAGAGUGGCGAGAGGGUUAAUCGACCGUAGCAACCCUCUUGAAACCAUGUCUGAGGAAUCGGUGUUUGCCCGAUAUCGUUUCCGACCUGAAACGAUCCUGUUCAUAGUGUCCCUGGUAGCUGGCCAGCUGAGGAGAGAGACCGCUAGGAGCUGCCCCCUGCCUCCUCUCACGCAGGUGCUCGUCUCUCUCCGGUUUCUGGCGACCGGUGGGUUUUGUUCCCUGAUUGCCGAUACGUACCGCAGCAUUUCCGCAUCGUCUGUGUAUCGGUCAAUCAGGGACUUCUGCGGAGCUUUGGUUCCCCUGGCACAGCGCUACAUUAAGAUGCCCGUGGACACGGACUCAUGCAAGUCCAUGUUUUACAAGAUUGCAGGGUUUCCAAACGUAUUGGGUUGUGUUGACGGCACGUUCAUAAGGAUCAUUGCCCCAAAUAAAGCUGAAGGUGACUAUGUGAACAGAAAGGGAUUUCAUUCACUCAAUGUUCAGAUGAUCUGUGAUGCACAGUUUAGAGUUACCAACUGUGUGGCUAAAUGGCCUGGAAGUGUGCAUGACAGUAGAAUGUUCCGGGACAGUCAAAUCAGUGUGGCAUUCGAAAAUGGUACUUACAAGGGUUUACUUCUGGGAGACUCUGGCUACCCAUGCAAGUCCUACCUAAUGACACCGUAUCUAUCUCCAGCAAACAGGGCUCAAGAAAAAUUCAACAGAAGUCAAACGAAAACCAGAGUUCUUAUUGAGCAAACAUUCGGAAUCCUUAAGCGCAGAUUUUCUUGUCUGCACAGUGGUUUGCGCAUGUCACCCAAGAGUGCAUGUAACGUAAUUGUUACAAGUGUAAUAUUACAUAAUAUCGGCAUUGACCGCCAAGAUGUAAUUAAUGUUGAUUACGAUGAUUGUAAUGAUGAUAAAUUCACUCUCCAAGUUGCUGAUGAUCUGAGUGGAACAAAUGUUAGAAAUUAUCUUUGUCAGUCAUACUUCACCUGAAUAUUGUACAAAUUAUCUUCAAAUGAUGAUUUCUUAUAUAACAUAAUGAACAAACAAAUUUUCAUUGUGUGAAAUAUUCCAUGUACAAAUAUGCUAGUUGGAUUCUAUGUAAUCACAAAUCACUGCUCAUUUUGACAUUUCAGCUUCAUUAU